AUGAUGAAUUCCCGUCCUCUGUCGUAUGAUAGUUUGAAAACUGUGCUGAAAUAUAUGGAUCCAAAUAAACGAUUUCUCCUCUCCGCUAGAUGUCCAUCCAUCCGCUCUGCCGACAAAGCCACUCCGCUAAUUAUCGACACCUUCGACUAUGACGAGAACUGCUUUGAAGUGAACAGAACCGUAUACAAAAUUGGGAUUUGUAAAAAAUAUUUGAAUGGUGCUGAAAUUCCACCGAAAGCUCGAAAUCACAAUGCUCAAGGCGGUUUAUCUUAUGAUCUUGACCAGUAUGGCUUCAAAGAUCUCUCCGGGGAGAAUACACUGACACCGGGAGACGUUGAUUUGAGAAAACCAAAUGAUGAAGCAUGGAGGACUAGAAAUAUGCGAGAGGAUAACCAAAUUGCUGAGUAUGAGCAGGCAUUGGCGGAUACUAGAAGUAGGUUGGCAUUGCUCAAAUGUUCCAAAUCGACAGAUGCUGAAGGAGAGGCCCGACUAAACACUAUAAUCAAAAACCAGAUGGCCAGACUGCAACCAUUCUACUCUCGACGGGAUGGUCUUCCUGUUCCAUUUGAACGUUACAUACAAUUGACUAUCAUAGGCAAGGGAGAACCAUAUAUUGAGCGGCUGGAGUAUACUAAGAAACUCCAUGAAGCUGUCAAGUAUCUGACUGGAAAGCUCCUCGGGAAUCGUCUCCAUCCAGUAGCUAUUGGACGAUUUCGUGUCUAUGAUGAAGUUAUGCGUUUUCCCGUUGGAUUGCGACUGGAUGUUCAAAGUUUGUCGGUGAGCAACAUUCAAAUUGUACAAGAAUCACUGACACCACUGCUGACUAGAACUGUGAAAACUCUUAAUGUCGAGGUGAAAAGUGCUGGAGAUUUUGAAUGUGCAAUGCUGAAGAAUGCAGAAAUCUUGAAUUUAGAAGACGCGGGUUCUGGUUUCAUUCGUCCUCCGAUGGUUUUGAAUCUCACAAAUUUGAAAGCAAACAUUAUUAUAGUGCGUUGGACUAUUGAAGAUUUCAUGACAGUUGUAAGAUGGUGGGUAGAAGUUGUCAAGAAGGAAGUCGGUACCUCUUACAAAUUCAUUGCUAUGCAGGACAAGAGUAUCAUCCAUCUUAUUGAAAGUAUCAAGGAGCAAUACGAGGAAGCUAAGGAGAUUGGAGAGUUAUCUUUGGCCAUUCCAACAAAAUAUGGUUCUUCUAUCAAUGUGUCGAUGUCCGAACUUGAGUCUUCUUUCAACAAAGACGCAUAUAAUAUAAAGUUCACUGUUGACCCAGAUUUGCCAGUCUAA
Molecule: messenger RNA, 1281 nt
Organism: Caenorhabditis remanei
Lineage: Eukaryota; Metazoa; Nematoda; Chromadorea; Rhabditida; Rhabditidae
Exons: 3
Coding region: 1-1281 (426 amino acids)
Source: RefSeq, a predicted model, not a curated record